AUGGGAGACAGCAUGGAAAAAAAGGAAGGAGACAAGCAUGGACUCAAGUACAAAGAUAAGAGGAAGAGGCAUUGCAAGAAUGUGAAUGAUGGCAACACCGAGUCUGAAGGUGCAGAGGGGAAGAUCACUGGCAAAAGAGCUGCUAAAGAAGAUGAUGGCGCCAAUAAAAAGAAAAGGAGGCUUCAAAAGAUUGAGUUUGACGAGGCCACAUGCUCCAUUGUAGUGAAAGGAACUUCCACUCUAAAGGAUAUAAAGAGGACGUUCAAGAACUUCAAGGCUGUGAAGAGUGGUGAGAAUGGGUUUAUUCUCGAGUAUCCUAGCAGAGAACACGCACUUGUAGACAUGAAAGCAAACAGGAGACAGGAGAGAGAAGGGGGGGAAAGGUCCAAUAGGUAUCUGGACAACAAGUACAUACUCACCAAUCUUUCCUACAAGGAAGAUAAGGAGUCCAUUUCGAAAGUGUUUGAAAAGUACGGGGAGAUCGAAAGAAUAACAAUAAAGAAGAACAAAGACAAUAUAUCCACAGGAAAAGCAAUCAUAACUUUCAAAAAGAAGGCGGUGAUAAAGGAAGAAAUCGUGAUGAACAAUAAGCCGAUUUACAUAGAGAGAGUUAAGAAGCCUUUGGAGAAUAAGACCAGAUUUUUUCUUGGUAAGAUAACGAAGUCUCUUUCCAUAGUCGAUAUAAGGAAAAUACUUGUGGAGGCUAAAUGCAAGCCAAAGGACAUAAGGAUAUUGUAUGGAGAAAACAAACGGAACAGAGGAUAUGGAUUUAUAGAGUAUGCCAACGAAGAGGAUGCAAACACGUUUGCCAAAAAGUUUGAGAAGAUCAAGGAAUUGCUAGGGCCUGAGUGCUACUAUGAAUAUUCCAACGAAAAGGCUUUCUCAAAGAGAAAAUGA
Messenger RNA from Encephalitozoon hellem ATCC 50504, 897 nucleotides. RefSeq names its product putative RNA-binding protein. The coding region runs from base 1 to 897 and encodes 298 amino acids. The transcript has a single exon. The record is from RefSeq and is a predicted model, not a curated record. Gene Ontology annotation, molecular function: RNA binding. Lineage: Eukaryota; Fungi; Microsporidia; Unikaryonidae.